AUUGGUCGCCUGCAGGAGGCGUCUCUCCCAGCUGUGUUGCUGGUGGCUAUUUCCGGAGUAAGAUGGCUGCAGCGCGUGUGCUGAGGACCUGGAGCCGGAACGCUGUCAGAUUGACCUGUGUUCGCUAUUUUCGAACAUGUAAUAGCGUACAUGUUUUGAAGCCGAAAUGUGUGUGUUCUGUGGGUUAUCCAUUGCUCAAGUACUGCCAACCACAUCAUUCCCUGAGGACAGCAGCCGUGCUCCAGGGACAGGUUGUUCAGUUCAAACUCUCUGACAUUGGAGAAGGGAUUCGAGAAGUAACUAUUAAAGAAUGGUAUGUAAAAGAAGGAGAUACAGUGUCUCAAUUUGACAGCAUCUGUGAAGUUCAAAGUGACAAGGCCUCUGUCACCAUCACCAGCCGUUACGAUGGCGUCAUUAAGAGGCUCUAUUACAAUCUAGACGAUAUCGCUUAUGUGGGGAAACCACUGAUAGACAUUGAGACAGAAGCUCUAAAGGAUUCAGAAGAAGAUGUUGUUGAAACCCCGGCUGUGUCCCAUGAAGAGCACACUCACCAAGAGAUAAAAGGCCAGAAAACACUAGCAACGCCUGCAGUUCGUAGGCUGGCAAUGGAAAACAAUAUUAAGCUGAGUGAAGUUGUUGGCUCAGGAAAAGAUGGCAGAAUACUUAAAGAAGAUAUCCUCAACUUCUUGGAAAAGCAGACAGGAGCCAUACUGCCUCCCUCACCAAAAUCUGAAAUCACCCCAUCACCACCACAGCCCAAAGAAAGGACCUUUCCCACACCGAUAUCUAAGCCUCCAGUGUUCACAGGCAAAGACCGAACAGAGCCUGUAACAGGCUUCCAAAAGGCAAUGGUCAAGACCAUGUCUGCAGCCCUGAAGAUUCCCCACUUUGGGUAUUGUGAUGAGAUUGACCUUACUGAGCUAGUUAAGCUUCGAGAAGAACUGAAGCCUGUCGCUUUGGCUCGUGGGAUCAAACUCUCCUUCAUGCCCUUCUUCUUAAAGGCUGCUUCUCUGGGACUACUUCAGUUUCCCAUCCUCAACGCCUCCGUGGACGAAAGCUGCCAGAGCAUCACCUACAAGGCUUCUCACAACAUUGGGAUAGCAAUGGAUACUGAGCUGGGGUUAAUUGUCCCCAAUGUGAAGAACGUUCAGGUACGCUCUGUAUUUGAGAUCGCCAUGGAACUGAACCGACUCCAGAAACUGGGCUCUUCUGGUCAGCUCAGUACCACAGACCUUACAGGAGGGACAUUUACUCUUUCCAACAUUGGAUCAAUUGGUGGAACCUAUGCCAAGCCAGUGAUAUUGCCACCUGAAGUAGCCAUCGGUGCCCUGGGAGCGAUUAAGGCUCUUCCCCGAUUUAACCAGAAAGGAGAGGUUUAUAAAGCACAGAUAAUGAAUGUGAGCUGGUCAGCUGAUCACAGGGUCAUCGAUGGCGCCACCAUGUCACGCUUCUCUAAUUUGUGGAAAUCCUACUUAGAAAACCCAGCGUUUAUGCUGCUGGAUCUGAAAUAAUGGCGAACAGGACAUCUGUGAACUUUUCACAUUUCCAAAGAGUAUGUGAGGCCUAGCUGAGCCGGCACGUAUUCUGGUUACAGUUGCAUUAGAAAUGGUUUGUGCUGCCUGGGUAGGGCCCUAAAGCACAGUAUUUAUCACUGACGCGUUAGGCUUUCUGCUGGAGAGGAGUGGUGGGUAACGAUUCUCCUGGGUAUCACAUUGUAUAGGUCAGAGGGGGGCUUCCAUUAUGGUGCUGAGAUCUUUGUGUCAGUGAGUUGAAACAAGCAACAAAACAAAAUUAAUGUCACUAAAUGUCACUAAUGUCACUGAACAAUGAGUAGUGGUGCACAUGCGGUACUUGCCCUCUUCUCUUAACUGAUUUUUUUUAAAUGAAACUUUUAAAUUAUACUUAAUUAGGGAAAGGAAUUUAUAUACAAGUAUGUUUUCACUUCCCUACAAUCAAGGUAACUUGUACAAAAUAAGUGCAAUUCUGUUUAUCUCUUCAGCUUAUGAGAAUAUACUCUUGCCUUAUGUGUAAAGUAUCAUCUAUAAGUGUCUUAUAACUAUAAAUUAGCAUUCUUGAAAGGGGGACGUUAUAAGUUGGCCUUAUUAUAGUUUACAACCAAAAAGGCCAUUAAGAGUGGACGUGUAGAAUGGAUAGCUGUGUAGAGCUGGGGUAGAGCUUCAGCAUCUUGCUGGGAAAUACUUGACUUUGCAAACUCACUCUGUGAUGUAAACCACCAUAAGUAUAGCACCACUGGCUUUUUUUCCUUUACUACUUAGAGAUUUAUUGCCUUUUGAUUUCAUUGAUCUUCAGUUAAACAGGAAAAAAGGACUUGGAAUCUGUUCUGUUCUCCCAUCCCUCAGUAGGAGCAUGAAUAAGAAGAGCCAAAUGGGAAAUUAUGGGCAUAAAAUUAGUUUAUACAGAAAUGCUACUAAUGAUCAUCUUGAACAAGGUCUACUUUAAUCAGAUAACAUCAGUAUGAAUCUAAUUCAAGGCUGAAAAGGCCUUUAUUCCCAGCACUUGAGAAACAAAGACAAGUGGAUCUCUGUGAGUUCAAGGCCAGCCUGGUCUACAGAGUGAGUUCCCAGACAGCCAGAGCUACAAAGAGAGACCCUAUAUUUAAAAAAAAAAAAAAAAAAAACUAACUUAGGUUUGGGUUUUUUCUUCUAAUAUUAUCUAUUUAAAUAGAUCAUGACAAAAUUACUUAUUUAAAUGAAAGCUUUGUGGCAGGAAAAAAAGGGUCAUUUUAGUGCCUACUUGAAUUUUUUCCAAAAAUGGAACUAUGUUAUAAAUUUAGUAAAUGCUGUUUGGUUGGAAAUUCACAUCAUGAAAUCCAUUAUUUUUACAUAAAGAAAAUUAACAAAAGAAAACCAAUUCAGAACAGGCAUUGUAUCCCAUAGGCCUGUAAUCUGCACACUUGGGAGGCAAAGGCAGGAAGAUCCAUGGCAGAAGUCCAUGUUAGGUCACAUAGCAACUUCCUCCGAAGAAGGAAGAACUACAGGUAGCAUGAAGAGUAACACACUGUUAUCUAUAAUCUAAACAUUGUUAGCAUUCUGAUGUAUGUAUCUGGAUACAUAGAUAAGUAUUCUUUUAUAAAAAUGAAAUAAUGUAUCUACUAUUUUAUAAUUUGAUUUUUUUAAAAAUUUAUCCUUACAUUGUGGAUACCUUUAUAUGCCAAUAAACAGUUCCACAGUAUCUUUCUUUGUAUGCCUU
Molecule: messenger RNA, 3210 nt
Organism: Mastomys coucha (southern multimammate mouse)
Lineage: Eukaryota; Metazoa; Chordata; Mammalia; Rodentia; Muridae
Gene: Dbt
Product: dihydrolipoamide branched chain transacylase E2
Exons: 11
Coding region: 63-1511 (482 amino acids)
Cellular component (GO): mitochondrion; cytoplasm
Molecular function (GO): acetyltransferase activity; lipoic acid binding
Source: RefSeq, a predicted model, not a curated record